AUGAUUGAUGGUGAAAUUCCGUAUGUUGAUCCAGCGUUAUUUGCCAACAUCGACGAGACAGCCAUAGCGAAAGCAGCAUUGAGGACUCAAGGUGGUAAAGAAAUUGCAUCAGCGGAAGGUACCACGCAAGCUGAUCCGUUAGCCAUGCCGUUAUACGCCGUCGCCAUUACUCCACUCCUGCUCAUGAUUAAAUCUGAUGAAGCUAGUGAUGUAAGGCAUGUUGCGUACGCGGAUGAUCUUAGUGGUGCAGAAAAAAUGACAAAAAUCAUUUCAGCUGUGGGACGACCAUUUGGCUUAGGGAUGCUUUACGAUCGUCGCUCUGAAAAGUUGAUUCUUGGUAUAACAUUAUGGUCUCCGGAUAAUUUGAAAGCCGCUAUCAACACUAGACCCCAACCAUUCACUAAUUCUGAAGUUUUCACAGAAAACAAGGUUGAAGAUAAGACGAGUGCUCUUGACAUAGAAGCAAGCCUAAAGUUAAGUUUUCUGUUCGGGCUAGUGAACGUGGAAGGCGCCGCAAAGUAUUUAAAUGAUACCAAAACAUCAAAGAAUCAAUGUCGGGUUGUCUUGAAAUAUGAAACAACUACAGAACUCAAACAUCUCACCAUGGAACAUUUAGGAACGGGGAAAAUUCAAUAUCCCGAGGUGUUUGAUACUGAUGAGGCAACGGAUGUUGUGGUUGGUAUACUGUACGGAGCAAAGGCAUUCAUGGUAUUUGACAAGGAAGUCUCUAAGGACGAAACGUUAAAAGAAGUACAUGGAAACAUGGAAGUUUUGGUGCAAUCUUUGCCAGGAUUAUCUGUUGGUGGACACGGGACCGUUAGUAUUACUGAGGAACAAAAGAAAAACGCUGAAAACAUGCGUUGCCAGAUGUAUGGAGAUUUCCGUACCAGCGAAAGUCCAACAAAUUACGAAGAUGCAGUAAAAAUUUACAAACAGUUACCUUCAUUGAUUGGUGAGAACGGAGAAAAAGCAGUUCCAAUUAAAGUAUAUUUGUGCCCAUUGAGUUCAAUCGACAGCAAAUGCCAAAGAUUAGUAAGAGAGAUCAGCUCAAGUCUAAUUAGAAAAUCAGCUGAAAUCCAAGAGCACCUCCAGUCUGUGAUAGCAGAAUGCAAUGAUCUGAUGAGAGAAGAUAUAUGCGUUCAUUUUCCAAGAAUAGGAAGACAACUUAAACAUUAUUUGAAAACGAUUGAGUUGUACAAACUCUUUCUACAGAAGAAAAUACUGGUAGUUCUUCCUCAAAUUCGAGGUGGCGGAGUAGACGAAAUUGAGCUUGCUCAAAUCAUUGAAAAAAAGGAAGUAUCGCCGUUUUCUUGCGAAGCCCUCACACAUUGGCUUGGAUGCAAGAAACAAGAAAUGAAGAGAUUACAUGGUUUAAUUCGUCCACUUAAAGAAACUCAAGUCGUCAUUCCAGAAGCUGUACAGGAUGAAGUGUAUAAUCAUGAAAUUCAGUUUAUAGUUUGUUGUACGUUCAAAAUUGCCUGCGAAGAAGACGAACAGAUAUUGAAAAUGGAUGCCUAUCUGAUUGAUGGCGACGGGUCAAGUGAAAGCGUUGCAAAAAAUGCCCUCAAAGCUGACGAAAAAUUGACAUACAAGAAAAUACGUAAAGCAUUGGGGCAUUUCACGACGCUAAAAUCGGUCAAUAAAGAAAACUGUUGUGUGGAAUUUCUCGUGACUGAUGAGCCGCUCCCCCAUGACUACGAGGGUAAAACAGGGGCUUUUAUUUACUUCUAUGAAGACGGAGAUAUUGAGAACGAAGAUCUGACCUCACAGCCCCCGCCUAACAACCUGAAAUUAGAAAAAGCAGAGGAAAGUACGUUGCAAAUUUCCUGGGAUGGUCAAUCUGAGAACACUGUAACGAAUUACAAGGUUCAAUACCAGGAUGAAGCUGGCGGAGAUACGUGGUCAAGUGUUGAUGUUAAAUCCAGCGGCGAAGUUCGGAAUUUUGUCACUCUUACAGAACUUAAACUAGCAACGAAAUACUUCAUCCGAAUCUGCGCGGUACGAAAAAUCAUUGUAAGUAAGUACAGUGAGGUAUUUUCUGCCAGUACGAAGCCAGCCAGUCCUCCUGGUAAACCAGAACUACAAGAGGCUACAUCUGAAUCACUAACAAUUGUUUUCAAAGAACCACAACGUCUCGGAAAGGAUGUUCAGAUCGUCAACUAUAAAGUCGAGUGGAGCCAAGAUGACUGGAAAACUCGAAAGAUGGAACAGACCGACGAUGCAACGCCAAGGUAUACUCUAAAAAAUCUUCAUCCGUCAAUGUCAUUUGUCUUCAGAGUCACAGCUAACUGUGGGGACGCGGGAGAAAGCAACAACAGUCCUUCCAGCGACGUAUUUUCGACCUUCGCGCGAAAGCCAACGUUUCAACCAGACAAAAUCCUUGGUUUGUGUCAGCUUGUCCAGCCACCUCAGGACGGCGAACCUGCUGUCUACACUCUUCCUUUAACUUCAGUAUUCGAAGAUAGUGUUUUUCAAUUACGUAAAUACGAGAUAAACCUCAACGACGGAGAAAACGAUGCUCCGAGAACAAGUAUACCAAAUAAAGUUAUAAUGAUGGUUGGAUCAACUGGCUCAGGAAAAACUACCACAAUAAAUGCUAUUGUCAAUUAUAUUCUCGGAGUCGAGUGGAAAGAUUCUUUCCGACUGAAAAUGAUUCAUGAAGAUUCUUCCAAGCAAGGAUCAGAGAGUAUGGGGGACCAGACACGCAACCGGACGCAUUUUGUCACCUGUUACACCUUGCUGCAUUCGAAAGGUUUCAAGGUACCGUACAAUCUUACUAUUGUGGACACCCCUGGGUUUGGAGACACGAAAGGAAUACAACAAGAUAAAAUGAUAACGAAUCAAAUUCGCACGUUUUUCGAAACCAGUGGCGAUGGAGGGAUUGAUCAUAUUGACGCCAUCUGCUUUAUAGCUCAAGCUGGGAUACCAAGGCUCACACCCACCCAACGUUACGUAUUUGACAGCAUUCUGGCCAUGUUUGGCAAGGAUAUUGAGAAGAACAUAACAGUUCUAUUCACCUUUUCCGAUGGCGAGAAACCCCAAGCUUUAGCCUCUCUGCAAGAGGCCGGAGCCCUUGGUAAGGAGGAUAUGUACUUCACGUUGAAUAACAGCGCACUCUUCGCUGACAACUCCCAAAGGCAAAGUAAUUUUAUAUUUGGCUCAAUGUUUUGGACGAUGGGAAUGAAAAAUUUGGAAAAAUUCUUUAAAUGUCUUAAUGAAAUGGAAAGCAGAAGUCUUGUUCUGACAAAGGAAGUCUUGCAGGAAAGAGUGGAACUUGAAGUUCGAGUGUGUGGCUUGCAGAAUAAAAUAAACUGCGGACUAAACACACUUAGCCGCCUUCAGCAAGAAGAGAGAAUAUUCAAACAACAUGCCACCGAGAUUAACGACAUCAAAAACUUUAAGUACACUGUAACUGAAGAAAGAAGAGUGAAAGUUCCACUGGACUCUGGUACGUACGUAACCAACUGUCCCACUUGCAAUUAUACCUGCCAUUACCCUUGCAGUAUCCCAAGGAGUGAAGAUAAAGAACGCUGCGCAGCCAUGAAAAAAGGACAAUGCAGGGAAUGCCCCAAUCACUGUCACUGGUCAAUUCAUGUAAAUGACACCUAUCGAAUGGAAACUGAAAACGUUGAAGUCGAAAAAAAAUAUGAUGGCCAAGAAGGGAAAACCAAAGUCGAAGGAGAAAUCGAACGUGUUCGGGCGGAAUUCAACGACACUCAGGAAAUUGUUCUUGCGUUUGUGGCAGAAAUGCAACGUGGCUUAAAACGGCUUUCGGAAAUCGCUCUGAAGAAAGAUCCCCUUCAACAAGUCGAUUAUCUUGAUCUUCUUAUUCAAUCAGAAGAAAAGCAAGGCAAACCUGGUUUCAAAGAUCGUGUGAAGGCUCUUAUAGAAACACAACGUAUGGCUGAGCAGGUUAAUAAAAUGGCAAAACUUGGCUAUGAUCCAUGGAAAAAUUACCGGGAAAAUGAAAACACACGAAAGUAUCUUGAAAAAGAAAACGAAAAUCAGAAGGACAAUUUUGCGACUCGGGCUGUUAGGCUUGUUAGCGAAAAAUUAAUUUUACAUUAA
Messenger RNA from Dendronephthya gigantea, 4068 nucleotides. RefSeq lists its product as uncharacterized. The transcript is spliced from 4 exons. Bases 1 to 4068 code for a protein of 1355 amino acids. The record is from RefSeq and is a predicted model, not a curated record. Lineage: Eukaryota; Metazoa; Cnidaria; Anthozoa; Malacalcyonacea; Nephtheidae. Gene Ontology annotation, molecular function: protein binding; GTP binding.